This is a messenger RNA of Leptopilina boulardi, 1364 nucleotides long. It is a transcript of the gene Prp18, whose product is annotated as pre-mRNA-splicing factor 18. The coding region runs from base 110 to 1117 and encodes 335 amino acids. The record is from RefSeq and is a predicted model, not a curated record. NCBI's taxonomy places the organism in Eukaryota, Metazoa, Arthropoda, Insecta, Hymenoptera, Figitidae. The transcript has a single exon. Gene Ontology annotation, biological process: RNA splicing; generation of catalytic spliceosome for second transesterification step. Gene Ontology annotation, cellular component: U5 snRNP; U2-type post-spliceosomal complex; U4/U6 x U5 tri-snRNP complex.
GUCAUUAUCUUGGAUUUGACAGUUUGUUGAUAUUUUUUUUGUGUAUUUUUACACGCAAUAAAAGCAAAUUUUAUAAAUACUAGUUUAAAGUUUAUUUAUAAUUAAAAUAAUGGACGCGUUAAAAGCGGAAAUUCAAAGAAAACGAAAAGAAUUGGAAGAAAAGAAACUAUUGUGUGGCAAGAAAAAGUAUUUUAAAAAAUCGGAUUUUUUAUCAAAUAAUGAUGAAAAAUUACAAACAAAUGGUGUUAAUAGUGAUAAAUUAUUAUCGGUGAAAUCUGAGGAAAAAGUUGGUGUUGAAGAAACAAAUGAACAUUUAACAUUACCACGAAAUGAGGUUAUACGUCGUUUACGUGAACGUGGUGAACCAAUUUUAUUAUUCGCUGAAACUGAACAGGAUGCAUUUAAAAGACUUCGAAAAUGUGAAAUUCUUGAACCUGAAGUAAAUAAAGGAUUUAGAAAUGAUUUUCAAGAAGCAAUGGAACAAGUUGAUUUGGCAUAUGUUAAUGAAAUUCUUGCACCACUUAAACCAGGAAGUAAUGGUUCUAAAGUGGAUGUAAAUAUUCUUGAUGGUAGUGUUAUUACUUAUGAGGAUUUACAGCAAAAAUCAAUAAAAUUAAAUAGAGGCGAUCGUGAAUAUGAUAUGAAUGUUAUAACACAAUUUCUUCAAUAUUUAGUACAAAUGUGGGGUAAUCAAUUGAAUAGUCGUUGUGCUGCUGAAAAAAUGGGAACACGUGGAAAAAUGGCAAGUGCAACAUAUGCACAAACAAGAGAAUAUAUUAAACCAUUAUUGCGUAAAUUACAAAAUAAAUCACUCACCGAAGAUAUUACUGAUAGUUUAACGGAAAUUGUUAAACAUUUACUUGAGAGAAAUUAUAUUCUUGCAAGUGAUGCUUAUUUACAAAUGGCAAUUGGCAAUUCACCAUGGCCAAUUGGUGUCACUAUGGUUGGUAUUCAUGCACGUACGGGUAGAGAAAAAAUUUUCUCAAAAAAUGUCGCUCACGUUAUGAACGAUGAAACACAACGAAAAUAUAUACAGGCAUUAAAACGUUUAAUGACAAAAUGUCAAGAAUAUUAUCCCACGGAUCCUUCACGUUGUGUGGAAUUUUCAAAAAUUUAAAUCUUAAACUAAUUAUUGUUUUUUUUUUUUAUAAAGAUAAAUUAUUUUUCAUUUAAAUUGUAUUAAGAUUAAUUUUUAAAAAGUUGUAAAUUCAAUUUUUCUUUGUGCAAAAUGUAAAUAUGUGAAAUUCAUUUCUUUUAAGAAAGUGAAUUUGUAAUUUCAAUUUUUACAACGAUAGAAGAAUAAUUAAAAAUUGUAUCUGAAUUUUGUUUAAACAAACUUUAUUUAUAAACGUGUUAUAUUCUUA